Trichoderma reesei QM6a is the source of this 1092-nucleotide messenger RNA. RefSeq lists its product as uncharacterized. The transcript is spliced from 4 exons. The record is from RefSeq and is a predicted model, not a curated record. Gene Ontology annotation, molecular function: chitin binding; hydrolase activity, acting on carbon-nitrogen (but not peptide) bonds. Gene Ontology annotation, biological process: carbohydrate metabolic process. The annotation marks the transcript as partial. Lineage: Eukaryota; Fungi; Ascomycota; Sordariomycetes; Hypocreales; Hypocreaceae.
GGUCGUUGCGGUGCUACAUUUGGUACCAAGUGCUGGAGCGACGAAUGUUGUUCCGCUGAAGGAUGGUGCGGGUCUGGAUUCCUGUACUGCUCUGCCCCUGCCUGCCAGUAUGAGUAUGGUCCAGCCUGCGACGCCAACGCGCGCCCUGACGGCGAGGACACAGAGGAGUGGCCUCGCCCUCAAUUUGGCGAGGUGCCCUACGGAAAGGCCAUCUACCACUGCAAGGUCCCUGGGACUGUAGCUCUGACCUUUGACGAUGGCCCGUGGGAGUACACUGAGGAGUUGUUGAAUCUCCUUGAUGUAAGUGACCAUGGCGUCAAGGCUACGUUCUUCGUGACUGGCCGCAACCUUGGCAAGGGGGCCAUCAACGACGAAACCAAGGACUGGCCUCGUCUCAUCCGCCGCAUGAAGGAUGAGGGCCAUCAGAUUGCCAGCCAUACCUGGUCUCACCAGCGUCUGCCUACCCUCACCAAAGCGCGUCUUCGCCAGCAGAUGAUCUUCAACGAGAUUGCCAUUGCCGACAUCAUUGGCGUCUUCCCGACCUACAUGCGCCCUCCCUACUCCGCCAGCAAUGAGGAUGUGAACGAGUGGCUCGGCGAGCUGGGCUAUCACGUCACAUACUUCGACCUCGAUACCGAGGGCUACCUGCACGAUGACGAUGAGGCCAUUGAGGAGUCCAAGGAGAUUGUCCGGACUAGGUUUGACAAUGCCGACCCGGACACUGAUUCGUUCUUGCACAUCGAGCACGACACCGUGGCUCAUACGGUGUCGACCCUGAUCUCGUACACCAUCAGCCAGCUCUUCGACGCCGGGUUCACACCCGUGACUGUCGGCGAGUGUCUCGGCGACCCGUACGAGUUCUGGUAUCGAAGCCAGGAUGCCGGCUUCCUCAAGCGGGCAGUUGAGGUUGGCCAAGACGUCACUUACAAGCCUACUAAGGAUGGUCGUUGCGGUCCUGCGUUUGGCGAUGCCUCGUGCAUGAACCAGAAGUACGAGAACUGCUGCUCCAGGGCUGGAUGGUGCGGAUCGACUGACGCCCACUGCCUUGACGGUUGCCAGGACAAAUUUGGCCGCUGCGGACUGUUUGGCUAA